UGCAAGGAUGCUGUUCUCUUUAAUUACUGCCGCAGCCGCUGGACUUGCUGUCGUUUUGACAGUACAGAAGCUUUUUUAUCCAUACUUUUGGGAUGAUUUGAUUUAUUACAUUAAGCUUCAAAGAGUCAAACGAAUGAUGAAGUUAAGGAUGCGACAAGGAGUCAUAACUUUUCUGGACUGCUUUGUACAACAGGCAAAGAAAAUCCCUAACAAGCCCUUCAUAAUCCAUGAAGGCGAUGUUUACACCUAUCAAGAUAUGGACAAAAGGAGCAAUAAAGUGGCUCAGGUAUUUCUUAAGCAGGGUUCUUUGAAGAAAGGGGACAUCGUGGCUCUGCUGAUGACCAAUGAACCAGAUUUUGUUUCUGUCUGGUUCGGACUCAGCAAACUAGGUUGUGAAGUGGCGUUUCUCAACUUUAACAUCAAAUCCAAUUCUUUGCUAAAUUGUUUCAACAGCUGUGGGGCUUCAGCCCUCGUCGUGGGAGCAGAUUUGAUCAGUUCACUAGAAGAUGUACUGCUAACACUGCAGAAUAAUGGGAUCAAUAUUUGGCUGAUGGAAAAAAGCUCUACUUUCCAAGGAGUUAAUACAAUUCUUGACAAGCUAGAACAUGCAUCAGAUGAUCCUGCACCAUUAGAUGUUAGCUCUCAAACCAACAUUAUGUCAACCUUCCUUUAUAUCUUUACUUCUGGAACCACAGGUCUUCCGAAAGCAGCUCGUAUAAGCCAUCUCAAAGCUGUGAUGUGCUUAUGUUUCCUCCAGAUGUGUGGAGCUACUUCUGAUGACAUUAUCUAUGUCACUCUUCCUCUUUAUCACAUGUCGGCUUCCCUGUUAGGAAUCGGGGGGUGCAUUGAACUAGGCGCUGCAUGUGUUUUAAAGAAGAAAUUCUCAGCAAGUCAAUUCUGGAAUGACUGUUGCAAGCAUAACGUCACAGUUUUCCAGUAUAUUGGGGAACUUUGUCGGUAUCUGGUGAAUCAGCCAAAGGUUGCAGGGGAAAUGGAUCACAAGGUGCGCAUUGCUGCAGGAAGUGGCCUAAGGCCGGAUGUUUGGAAGGAUUUUCAUGACCGCUUCAGUAAAAUUAAAGUUGUUGAGUCUUACGGUUUAACAGAAGCAAGCAUUGGUUUCAUGAACUACACUGACAAAACUGGUCCAAUUGGACGUGCAGGUUUCUUCAACAAGUGCACUUUCCCCUUUGAUUUUGUGAAGUAUGAUCUUCAGAAGGAAGAACCAGUCAGAUCUGAUCAGGGAUACUGUGUGAAAAUCAAAAAAGGUGAAACUGGUCUAUUGAUAGCCCCUGUAACUUCAAUGAACCCGUUCCUAGGAUAUGCUGGAAAUAAGGAGCUGUCUGAGAAGAAGCUACUGAGGAAUGUCUUUGAGAAAGGAGAUGUGUUUUUUAACACUGGUGACUUCAUGAUGCAAGAUCGUGACGACUUUGUGUAUUUCCGGGACAGAACAGGGGAUACAUUUAGAUGGAAAGGAGAAAAUGUUGCAACAACAGAAGUGGCUGAUAUUCUUGGUGGCCUGGAAUUUUUGCAGGAAGUGAAUGUAUAUGGAGUUUCUGUACCUGGACAUGAAGGAAAGGCGGGGAUGGCAGCUGUUGUUCUCAAACCAGAACACAAACUGGAUGGAAGGCGGCUUUACAGUCAUCUAGUAGAACAUUUGCCUGCAUAUUCCUGGCCUCGAUUUGUAAGAGUCCAGGCCUCCCUGGAUGUGACUGAAACGUUUAAGCAGCAAAAAGUGAGACUGGUGAAGGAGGGCUUCAGUCCUUCAGCUGUCAGUGAGGCUCUGUACUUUUUGGAUGAGUCUGAAAAAACCUACGUCACCCUCACCAAAAAUCUCUUUGAUGACAUUGUGUCUGGCCAGAUAAGACUGUGAGACAUUGUCAUAUAUUUAAUCUACGUCACCUUAAAACCAGGUCCUUUGGCUGUGUUCAGUCUUCCCUUAAUGAGUUGCUUGAUGUUUUGUGUAGCUCACUCAAAUAUUCCAAUAAUCCAGAUUCUGCCCAUUCACUAUGUCUCACAACAGGUCACUGGUAUGGUCCUGCAUCUUUUCAAGGCAAACUCCCACAUGCCUCUAAAGUACUUUUAGAUAGAUAAAAAUAUGUAAAAGAUCUGGGAAGAGACUAUUUUAAUGAUUUAAAAGAUGGCGAUAGUUUAAUCCACCACCGUUUAUAUCAAUCGAAUAGUCUUUUUCUUUUUUAAGAAUACCAAUCAACUUGUAAAAUUAUGGUUCCAGGAGUGGGGUGCCUCUACCUUUUAAUAUUAGAAUAGGUGCCGAAGGUGUAGGAAGAAGCAAUGAAAGUUCAUUUGAGUCUCUAUAUAAAUGCAUUCAAAUAUCUAGGCAGCAGAUAUAACGCUAAAAGUGGAUAUUACCUCAGAUUCUAGUGGGAGCACAGGCGGCACUCCUUCAACAGUAGCAGGCUUUGGAAAAGAUUGGCCAGCUCUGUGCUUUGUCCUCCAAGUCUGUGUCUCAGUGUUGCUCGUUAACCAGCCUUUUUUUUUAAUCUGCCUUACUUUUUGUCUUAGUUGCAUCAUCCCUAGGAAUCUAUUCUGGCAAAGCAACCGGUGGAAGCGUGUUGCCCUGACUUUUCAACUAUUUCUCCUGUUUAGACAUUUCCACAAAUAUUUCUGAUCUCUUUUGUCUCCAACAUCAACAUUUAAUAGGUUUUGCCCUAUCUUGACUUGGCAGGCAGUCAGUAACUCCUUACUUAACAAAGAAAAGAUGAAAGUUCUCAGACAUUACAUUCUCAGCAAGAAAGUGUUUGGCAGUUAACAUGAUUAUUAUAAGUAUAUUAAAACACUAAAAUUGUUAAAAGUACUAGAUGUUACCAACUGCAUUCUGUUAUAAGAACUAUUAAUACCAUAUACAGUGUGCUUGAUAUUGCACCCAGUCUCGACUGUCUGUAUUCAUAUUAGUGCCCAGUUUUACUGGCCAAGGGGUAAUAAGCGCCCAUGCUCUCCAAAGAGCCCCCCUCAUCCCAUUGAUUUUUUCAAUGUCUUAAAUAUUAUGUUACUUACACAAUUAGAGGAAUAAAGUAGUA
Polyodon spathula (Mississippi paddlefish) is the source of this 3035-nucleotide messenger RNA. Its product is annotated as long-chain fatty acid transport protein 6-like. Lineage: Eukaryota; Metazoa; Chordata; Actinopteri; Acipenseriformes; Polyodontidae. Gene Ontology annotation, molecular function: long-chain fatty acid-CoA ligase activity; long-chain fatty acid transmembrane transporter activity. The coding region runs from base 8 to 1870 and encodes 620 amino acids. The record is from RefSeq and is a predicted model, not a curated record. The transcript has 10 exons.